AAAGGAGCUACACCUCUCCUCCUCCUCCUUAACCUCCUCCUUCCCCGUCCUAGCUUCCUCUCUCUCUCUCUCUCUCUCUUCGCCCCAUUCAGAGAACUCAGCCUGGUAGAGACCAUCCCACUGAGUUGUCUCUUUCUCUGUGCUUCGUACCUCACUCUCCAUCCACCAGUAUCUCGAUCUGCUAUUUUACUUGAGAAGAAAAGUCUCACGCUCAUGGAGGCAGCGUUCAUGCUGAUGUUCAUGUCUUUUAGUUUCAGAACUCAGCCAUGAAAUUUCACUGGACUUGAUUUUUUGACUCAACGUUCGCCUCGGAUUCUGAAUUCAGACUCAUUCCUUGUCUUUCGUUUUGGAGCUGUUCUCCGAGGUGUGUGAACCAGCGGCCAUGGGCUCAGACGUACGUGACCUCAACACCCUUCUGUCUCCAGUGCCGGCCCUGCCAGCGGGGAACGGGAACUGCCCUCUGCCCGUCAGCAGUGCCCCUCAGUGGGCACCUGUGCUGGAUUUCCAUACUGGUGCCCCCUACAGUUCACUGGGCUCACAUUCCUUCAUCAAGCAAGAACCCACCUGGGGGUCCACAGACCCCCAUGAGGACCCACACUGUGGCCUCAGCGCCUUCACCGUCCACUUCUCAGGACAGUUCACAGGUACCGGGGCAUGCAGGUACGGCGCAUUCGGAGCUCCCGCACCCAACCAGACCCCCACCAGCCAAAGCCGGAUGUUCAGUAACGGCCCGUAUCUAUCCAACUGCAUGGACAGCCAGACUGGAUCCAGGAACCAGGGUUACAGUGCAGUUUCCUUCGACGGAGCCACGAACUACGGACACACGCCGUCGCACCACGCCUCGCAGUUCCCCAACCACCCCUUCAAACACGAAGACACCAUCCCGCAGCAAAGCAACAUGGGUGAGCAGCAGUAUCCCGUUCCUCCACCUGUUUACGGCUGCCACACGCCGUCAGAGAGCUGUACAGGAAGCCAAGCACUGCUCCUGAGAAACCCUUACAACAGCAGUGACAAUUUAUACCAAAUGGCGUCCCAGUUGGAGUGCAUGGCCUGGAACCCUGUCAACACACUGGCGUCCAGCAUCAAGAGUCAUACAGCGGGUUAUGAGAACGACCCGAGCACGCCCAUGAUGUACAGCUGCAGCACCCAGUACCGAAUACACACCCAUGGAGUCUUCAGAGGCAUUCAGGAUGUCAGAAGGGUCCCUGGCAUCACUCCAGCCAUCGUACGCUCUGAGACCAAUGAGAAGCGGCCGUUCAUGUGUGCCUAUCCAGGAUGCAACAAGCGCUACUUCAAACUCUCUCACCUACAGAUGCACAGUCGCAAACAUACAGGUGAAAAGCCGUACCAGUGUGACUUCACAGACUGUGGCCGGAGAUUUUCCCGGUCAGACCAGCUGAAGAGACAUCAGAGGAGACACACAGGCGUUAAACCUUUCCAGUGUGAGACAUGUCAGAGAAAGUUCUCACGGUCAGACCAUCUUAAGACCCACACCCGGACUCAUACAGGUAAAACAAGUGAGAAGCCUUUUAAUUGCAGGUGGCCAAACUGCCAGAAGAAGUUUGCCCGAUCUGAUGAGUUAGUCCGGCACCACAACAUGCACCAGAGGAACCUGACCAAACUUCAGCUGGCCAUCUAAAGACCCUGCUGUCAUGAAAGCUGCUUCUGCUGUCAGAUAUAUUCCAGUCCUGCAGGUCUUGACUCUGCAUGUUUGGCUCUAAAACAGCUCAUGAAAGCCCUGGUAUUUAGUUGAUGAAUUAAAAAAAUAUAUUAAACUGCAGUUUUUGCAGCCUGCAAUGUCUCUAUGACUGGAGAUUGAACUUUGUGCUGUUCUAGGAUUUACUUCACCUGCCCAAAGUGUUAUAUUCAAAAGAAACUUGUGAACUUGUGUAUUUGGCACAUGAUAAGAUUGCCAUUUAGAUGAUUCAGGUCUCGAAAACACUGUUGCUAGGUGACAGGGAAAUAUGGCAGGCGAGCACAAUGCCAGCUAAUGACUCAGGCUAUGAUUUAGCUAGCUGGCAUGCAGCCGUUAGGUCUUUUUGAAAGGUUGAAAAUGCACAGUGAGAGCAGAACCAAGAUAAAAAUGUCUGAAAUAUAAACAUUUUCCUCAGAAAUGUUGGCAAUUUAUUAUAAAAAGCUUCACUAAAAUUACAAUGUGAUUACACUUAGCAUUUACAGCAAACAGAACUUCCAUGGAUUCCACCAUGCUGAGAAAUGUCAACAGGGGUGGACAUCAUAAAUCUGUUAGCUUAGUCUACUGGGCAAAUGUCUCACGUUUUCACUGCACAAAAAAACAAACUGACUAGGCUAAAAAUGCUGGAUAGCAUUAUGUAAUAACAAACUAGUUAGCUAGUUAGUUGUACUUCAUCUGUGAAUGCUAAUUAACCUGACUAGUAAAAGCCGAUGUGUGUAGUGCAGCAGGUGGUGAAAUUCAGAACAAGUAGUUGAAGCAUGGAGGUACGAUAAACAACCGCAAAGCUCAAUUUGCUUAUAUACACAUUGAGUAUCGAGUAGUUUUUUUCUUUCUCUGGCUGUUGAACAACAUAAGAAAAAAAAAAGAAUAAAAAAACUAAUAGCUGGGACAUGAAAUCAGUUUGGCUAGUUGCUUGUCCACCCCUUUGUCAGCAUUACAACUUGACAACUAUCAGAAAAUUUAAAAUGUUGUAGUAAUAUAUACCACAAGAAUGAGCUGUUGAACAAAGCAUGUGAACACAUAGCUUUGUUUAAAUGCUGAAUCAAUAAUAAGACCAGUUGUCUGAUAAUCGUGUUGAUUUGGGCAGUGGAAGUUAGUCUUAGAAGGGCACUUAGACACAACAGCACAACUCCAUGGACACUUCAGUACCAGCACUGAAAGCCCUUUUACCACAGAGGACAUAACCAUGCCCUUACUAGUGCUGUCGAGAUGUAUAAUAAUACGUGCACGUUAUAUUCACUAUACUAGCUCCUAGGAAUUUUUAGACUAAUUUAUUACUUUUUCUUGUAAAUUAAGAUCUCUUUUAAUAAACUGAGCAUUCAUUUUCUCCCACAUAUCCAGAAGCCCACUUCAUUAUAUAACAAAUCCAAUGUUUGUAUUCAUGGACCAAUCAUAAAGGUAUAACCCCUGAAGCUUUUGUCUGUCUGCUCUGUAAAUAGCGUCUCUCUGUAACCAUCAGGAGUUAAAUUAUGAGUAGGUCACACUGGCUAUGUGACUAUGGUUUGUGGUCAAGUUGUAAAUAUUACUGUCGCUCCACAGCUGGAACAAGAAAUAAAUACAUCAUUUUGCGGAAAAUGUGACUCACAUUAGCAAGGACAGGAAAUGUGAAAACUACUCGGAUGGGAUUGUUCUGUUCCUUAAACUGUGUUUUAUCUGUAUCAUAUGAAUAUAUGCAGUAUGUUACUGAUAACCUUUUUUUAUAAUUAAAGUGUUGAUGCCAGUAAAA
Pangasianodon hypophthalmus (striped catfish) is the source of this 3419-nucleotide messenger RNA. It is a transcript of the gene wt1a, whose product is annotated as WT1 transcription factor a. The coding region runs from base 383 to 1639 and encodes 418 amino acids. Gene Ontology annotation, molecular function: DNA-binding transcription factor activity, RNA polymerase II-specific; RNA polymerase II cis-regulatory region sequence-specific DNA binding. The transcript is spliced from 9 exons. Lineage: Eukaryota; Metazoa; Chordata; Actinopteri; Siluriformes; Pangasiidae. The record is from RefSeq and is a predicted model, not a curated record. Gene Ontology annotation, biological process: regulation of transcription by RNA polymerase II. Gene Ontology annotation, cellular component: nucleus.